Messenger RNA from Aspergillus fijiensis CBS 313.89, 1734 nucleotides. Its product is annotated as aminopeptidase P family protein. Lineage: Eukaryota; Fungi; Ascomycota; Eurotiomycetes; Eurotiales; Aspergillaceae. The transcript is spliced from 3 exons. Gene Ontology annotation, molecular function: metalloaminopeptidase activity; manganese ion binding. The record is from RefSeq and is a predicted model, not a curated record. The coding region runs from base 1 to 1494 and encodes 497 amino acids.
AUGGUCCCCGCCCUUCGGUUGGGCCUUUUUCUGACUCACAGCCCUCCUACAAAUCUCAACCUGAUGGGAACCACUACCACAAUUAGAGCCAACAUGACUUCCCUGGAAUCAAUCCUGGCAGGUAAAUACCCUGCAAAAGCUCAUGCACGCCGGGUGGCCCAAGGUCUUCAAUCUUAUGGAAAUGGCCGCCAUGGAAUUAUCUACCUCGAAGCACAGAAAACUCGACUCAUUGAGGACAAUGACGAGGCCAUGCCAUUUAGACAACGCCGACCGUUCUUCUAUCUAUCUGGAUGUCUACUGCCAGAUUCCUGUCUUAUCUACAACAUCGAGCUUGAUGAACUUACCCUUUUCAUCCCCCCAGUUGAUCCACAGGAUGUGAUCUGGUCUGGCCUGCCAAUGUCUGCAGUAGAAGCGCAAAGGCGUUAUGAUGUUGACUUUGUUCUGCCGACGCCUGCAGUGAACGCUACCCUAUCUUCGAUUGUUUCGAACAAUCCCGGAAAAGUAAUUGCUUUUGCGAUUGAGGACCAAAUUUCUGAGGGCACCGAGUUCCAUGGGUUUUCUGAGGUCAACACCUCUUUACUCAAAGGUAUCAUUGGGACAUCUCGUGUCGUCAAGGAUGAAUAUGAGGUCGCGCUUCUGAGGAAGGCAAACGACAUCUCCGCGAAGGCACAUAUUGCGGCCAUAAAAGCCUCCAAGACUGCAACAAAUGAGCGCGAGAUCGAGGGUGCUUUCAUAGCGACAUGCAUCGCCCACGGUGCACGCGAACAAGCAUACCAUCCAAUCGUUGCAUGCGGCGAGAAUGGUGCCACCCUUCAUUACGGCAAGAAUGACACUAACUUGACCGAUCCUGUCACCAACCAGAGAAAAGGAAGCGUUUUGAUAGAUGCGGGAGGGGAGUAUAGCACAUAUUGUGCUGAUAUCACACGAGUCUUUCCUUUGGGUGGCAAAUUCCCGCUAGAAACCCGCCAAAUAUAUGAAUUGGUCUUGCAGAUGCAGACAGAAUGCAUUGAGAUGCUGAAAGAAGACGUUCAGUGGGAGGACGUACACAUCCAUGCCCACCGCAUUGCUAUUCAGGGACUGAAGAAACUGGGAAUUCUUCGUGGCCACGAAGACGAACUGAUGGAAAAGAGGAUCAGCGUGGCAUUUUUCCCCCAUGGAUUGGGACACUAUCUGGGUAUGGACACCCAUGAUACUGGAGGCAACCCGAAUUAUGAAGAUGAAGACACGAUGUUCAAGUAUCUUCGUGUAAGGGGUCGCUUGCCUGCUGGUUCGGUUAUCACGGUAGAGCCAGGCAUCUAUUUUUGCCGCUUCAUAAUCGAACCUUUCCUCGAGUCCACCACGACAAGCAAAUAUAUUAACACUGAUGUCUUGGAGAAAUAUUGGAGUGUAGGUGGUGUGCGCAUUGAGGAUAACAUCCAUAUCCUGAAAGAUGGAUUCGAGAACCUGACUACAGCACCAAAGACCGUCGAAGAGGUGGAAAGAUUGUCUUCAUAGACCGUUGCUCACUCUGUACCUUUGUCAAAGAUUCCACCUUCAGGCUGUCCUAUCCUGCCUACCCUUUCAAUCGCCGGGCCUUGGUUGGAACAUGGCCAGCCCAGGUAUUCAUGUCAGUUGAAUGGGUACAGAUGUGUCUAUACAUGAGAAAGUCACUGCAAUCACAUCAUUGAACAAUACGUGUAUGAAUAUUGGCUCUUUGAAUAAUUUCUAAUAUUUCGGAGUAUAAACAAACAGAAU